This is a messenger RNA of Hippocampus zosterae (dwarf seahorse), 6963 nucleotides long. It is a transcript of the gene irag1, whose product is annotated as murine retrovirus integration site 1 homolog. The transcript has 39 exons. Bases 94 to 4851 code for a protein of 1585 amino acids. The record is from RefSeq and is a predicted model, not a curated record. Gene Ontology annotation, cellular component: endoplasmic reticulum membrane. NCBI's taxonomy places the organism in Eukaryota, Metazoa, Chordata, Actinopteri, Syngnathiformes, Syngnathidae.
GUUUUGAUGUGAAGUGCAUCCAAGCACAGGAGCAUCUUGAAGGCUUCUUUUACGUGAAUCAGAGGACAAGCCAAAUAACAAUGACAGAAAUAUAUGUUUACGCGUUCUUAUUACCUGUCAGACGAACCGCGUUGGAUCAAGAAUUACAACAUAUGUAGAAAUGUGACAGUCCAUCAGUCUCUUAGAUGUACAGGAAUCCAGCCAAUUGGCACAAUGUCUGACAGCAAUGAUGUGUGGGAGUUUCCUGACAGUGGGAUGAGGGACGAACUGGAGGAUUCAAGUGACGCAAAUGAAUUCUCAGAACAUGAACUCCUUGACAUCAUGUACAAUUCAUGUAACACUUCCAGCACAGGAGAGGUGUCAGCAUCGUGCAUCAUACAAUACCUGCACAAUGUGACGUCCCAGAGUCAUCAGCAGGGCCAUCUUACAUCCUUACAGCAGCUACUGGACCCGGAAUGUCAGGACCCCAUGGUGAGCAGAGAAAUGUUCCACCUCACUAUGAAGGAGUGGAUCGCCCAAUGCAGUCAGGACAGAGGUGAGGUGAACAUUAGUGGAGAUGCAUCUUAUCCAGAUGCGUCAGAACUGCCAGUUAAUGGCUUUGAAUUCUCAACUCCUACGACAAAGCCUACUCCCACCGACAGCCAACAGUGUGCCUGCAAUGAAAAAGACCUGUCAGCAACAGUGUCCGAACUUAAGCAAGCUCACCGCAAGCUGAGCGAACAGAACAGCAGCCUGCUGAGGACGGUGGCUCAUUGUGAAGACGUCAACCUGCAGCUCACCCUGGAGAUCACUGAGCUGAGAGCAAAGCUGGCCAGUUCCCAGCGGUCAGCCGUUCGAGCCCGAUCCAUAACAGAGGAACUCGAGGAGACCCGUCGGGCUUUUAAAGAGGCCCAGGAGAGAGCCAGCCGGAUGCAAGCUACUUGCACCAAGCUGAGCAAUGAGGUUGAAUGCCUGAAGGUUCACAUCAGGAGGCUUGAAGACAAGAAUGAAAAACUCUCCUUUGAAAAGACAUGUUCAGAGGACGGCAUCAACAAACUCCGCAAAGUCAAUGCUGAGUUGAAGGCUGACCUCCAAGAAGUACUGGUCAUGCUGACUCUGAAAGACAGAGAAAUGACGAAGAAAGACAUUGUCAUGGAUAAGAUGAAGAGCUCUCAUGCGGAGAAUCAUAACCUCAUCGAGGGCGUGCAGGCAGAGCUGAUGAGGUUACAUGAACAUUCACAUCAAGUUCUGUCCAGCUAUGACAGACUCUGCAUCAGUCCUCAGACACUGUAUGGUCGAGAGCCUCCAAACCUACGUUCUCUGCAAAGUGAGAUGCAAGACUUGCAGCAGCAGAAUCACAGAGCUGUGGAUGAAAAAAGCCUCCCUCCUCUCCAUACAGAAUGCGAGGACAUUCAGAGCAUCAUCCGCAGGAUCAAAUCGUCAGAAAUUGCUCAUCUUUGGCGCAAUAAGCAUCUAGAAAAGGUCUCCUCCUCUGUUGAGAGCCAGGAGAAGCCUUUUCCUGAGCACCAGCAGCAACAGGCAAGCAUCAAGCAGCAGCUUGUCAAUGUGCUGCAGGACCUUGAGCUCCAGAAGUGUGUGAGGGAGGAGAAAGGGGAGAAGGUGGAUGAGCGGUCGAAAGCCUGGGAGCAGGAGCAAAAACCAAAUCAGACCGGCAAGUCAAUACCGCAAUCAAAGAAAGUGGCCAUUGUGAAGUGGUGGAAAACCCUUAGCGUUGAAGGAGCUAAAGCCCGGACUGGCGAGACCAAGACCUUUCGGGAGCUCUCCGAGAGAGCUCGGCUCCAUCAAGCAGAGCAUACCAUCACUGAUAUGAGGGAGCAGGUCUGCCACCUGCAAACUUCUCUUAAAUAUUUGACUGAGCAAAAAAGCAGGAGCAGAGUUGUUCUCGUACACAAGGAAACCAACACUGAGAGGGAGGAUACAGACAGCGCUGAGAGCAAACGCGUGAAGGAGCAGAGGGAUGCGUCGGUGGCCACUGGACCUGUUCACAGCCCAGGUGGAGGAGCCUCACAGCAGCGACAAGUCCAAUUUACGGUGGCAGCAGACGCACUGCUCGGGGCCCUCAGAAGAACGGAGGCCAUUGUCAAAAACGCACUGGAGUCGAGCAAACUCGUCAAUGAGAGCGAGAAAAGGCUGAGCCGGGUGCGGGUGAGGAUGGAGGGCAUCACUCAGAGGGUGGAGGCCGCUCUGGGACGGACAGCUGAUGCAGACUUGCAGCUGAAUUCGCUCGAGGUCCGGAUCGUGGAAAAAAAUAAUCAGUCCUGUCCCGAGCUGUCAACUGGUCCUGACCACUUGACUGAGUGUGUUGCGCCAGAAAAAGAAAGAAUGGAGACUCCCCCGCCUCCACCUCAUGUAAUCCCAGAAGCCAGUGAGUCUCCGCAGCUUCCCAUCAAUGUCACUCAAAGAGAUGAAAUCAGACGCGACAGGCAGUUAUUCACAUCGCACACAACGGCUGGCACCAUAAGUGACACAGAACAAGACAGCUGCGACAAGGUCGCAGAAGAGGCGAAGGACUUUCUGCAGGCAUCUAUCCAGCAUAACACCAAGGAGUCCAGCAAACACUCCACUGCUGAGGGCAUCUUUUUUUUCCCCCUCACCCGCUCCCGGCCCUGUCAACUCCCUGCCAUGCCCACACUGCCCGAGGAAGAAGAGGACUCCCCCGAAGAUCUGGACAGUUCAUCAAGCUCGCCCAGUACGUGUGCACCUGCUGAUAGCGGCGCUGGUAUCAUGACUGGCCCAACUAUGGUCUACCCACAGCAGGCCUCCAUUGUCCAGCAAGAUGGACGUCCUCUCGAGCAGGCCAAGCCACACAGCCCAAGAGCUCGUCUGGCCAGAAACUCCUCUGCAGGAUCCAUCACCACAGUUGACAGCGCAGGUCAUGUGAUCGACCUGGUCAAGGACAAACUGCCGGAGAUGCAGCUCUCAGAAGAGGAUCGCCAGAGGAAUCUGGAGCUGUUGGAACAAGCCAAAAAGGUCAGCGAUCGCUUCCUGAUGCGACGGGGCCGCCGUUCUACCAGCAGCCUUUCUGACUCAACCACAGUUGUGGGAGUGCCAGAGGUGACUUGCACUCCACAGUCGAUCAGUCAGCAUCUGGACGUUGCCUCAGUGAGGGGACAAAAGGAUGUGGAGAGCGUCCGACUUGCAGUGGAUUGGAAGCCCACAGAGAAGAGGAAAGUGUCUUCUGGGACCCUAACGCCCCGUUUUACCAUUCCGAAGGAGAACUGUGAAUCCAAAAGUCCUCCGGGAGCCAAUAAAAGUGAGGAUGGAGGACGGAAUUCCAACCAAACCCCGGCUACAGGAGUCGCCAAGCCCGUCCCUCGACCGCCAACACAACAGGCGCCCUGUACAGCAGAAAUAAAGACCAUUGGUGCCUUUCCACCGCUAAUGAGGGCUGUUUCCUGGGAUGCCAUCGGGGGCAUUAACUCCAGAAAUGGAGCAGAAGACACAAGCUCAGACAAAGCUCGGGAUGGCAUUUUUAAAUCGCCGGGGCUCAAAGAGCUUCCUGCACCCAAACUGUCCAAAUUCAGAGAGGAGCACAAGUUGAUGCGUAACCAAACCAUUGUCGGCUCCAAGUUACCAGACUUGAGUGAAGCUGCUGAACAGGAAAAAGGACCUGCUUCCUCUCCAAACUCAGCACCGAGCAGCGAGGAGACCAAGUCGGACGCCAUGCCAAACAUCUCCGAUAUCAUGCUGAGAAAACUCAAACUUCAUCGCGGCCUUCCCGGCUGUCCACCUCCACUCACUGAAAAAGAAGUUGAGAAUGCAUUCGUCCAGCUGUCUUUGGCCUUUCGUAAUGACAACUACACCCUUGAGACGCGCCUCAAACAGGCAGAGAGGGAAAGGAACCUGACAGAGGAAGAUACACAGAAAGAACUCGAAGAAUUCAAGGUUGCGCUAAAGAUGACUUCCCCACAGUGGCAGAAUCUGGAGCAACGUGAGGCCUACCAGCGGCUCAUUGAUACGCUGGCAGUGCUGCACCGGUUGGCUACUCGCCUCUCGAGCAGAUCCGAGAUAGUUGGAGCGGUUCGACAAGAGAAACGCAUGAGCAAGGCUACUGAGGUUAUGAUGCAAUAUGUUGAAAACCUCAAGAGGACUUAUGAGAAAGACCACGCUGAGCUGACGGAGUUUAAAAAGCUUGCCAACCAAAAUUCCAAUCGCUGCUAUGGAGGCUCCGUAGAAACUGGAGAUGAUGGAGUUUCUCGGGCUUCAAGAUCCAUGUCGCUCACUCUCGGAAAGGCAUUGCCCAGACGCAGAGUGAGUGUUGCUGUGGUGCCCAAGUUUAACCUCCUGAACAUCCCGGGUCAGAUGCCGCCCACCACCGCCGCCCCCAAUGUGCCAACAGCUUCCAUGCCUGGUGCAGCUCUUCCUGCCUUAAGUGAAGCGAGUGAUGUGAAAGGAAACUCCUCACCAGAGUCGACACAACAGGCGACAACAGAGUGUGGAAAGAGCGCGUCGGAGCAGGAAGGAGAGCCAGCCAAGCCCGCUGUCAACUUGGAGGAGAUCAGAGCGGAAAUCAGGGCAGAGCUCAAGGCAAAGAUUGAGGAAGUGGCGUACAAUAAAGGCUACCAAGAAGGGCUAAAGCAAAAUAAAGCAAUCCAGGAGGAAAAGCAUGAAGUGGAGAAUGAAGCUGCAGAAAAGUUGCUGGACUCAAAGAUAAGGGAUGAAGAAAGUGGAAAGAAAAUCAAAGCAAGUCGGAGGAUGGAGGAGGUCUUACUUCUUCUUAGUCGCAUUCGCCCCAAGAUUUCGUGGCGCAAACGGCUUCUCUGGAUGGCGCUAAUGAUUUUUCUGGUGAUGUGUCUCGUUAUCAGUAUUUUAACAUUCUUCUCUGGGUACAACAAGCGUGAUGACUCAUAAGAGCAUCAGCACUUUAAUAAGAACCAAAGAAUUGCUUCACAGACACUCACGUCUCAGUCAAUUUACUCCUGAGUGGAAUAUAGCUGAAUGCAGUUAACAAAGAGUUUUCAGCAGCCUUAUGUAUAAUGUUUGUUACAGUUACUACUUGUUCACUUCUACUGAGGGACCAAUUAACAUUGUGGUACAUGUUAAGAUGAUAAAAAUGGCACUUUGGAUAUCAAUCAUUAACCUGCAACCAUGUAAAAGUAUAACGUAUUUCUCAGGUCCAAUAGAUUUUUUUUUCUUUUGAAUGACCUUGAGUACCAGCUGAUACAUAGAAGAUAUGGAAUAUGUAUGUUAUGGUUAUAUGGUUAUUUAUAUAAAGUGUAUUUAAAUAUGUUCAAUUCUGAAACAUUGUGAAAAAUAAAAUCAAGUUACUGCUGUUCUAUUUGGCAAGAUAUUUGCACAUUUGAAUUAUUUUUUAGGUUUCUAAAAAUCGGGAUCUGUCUGGUUUCUUGCUAAAAUCUGUACUAAAAUUGAGCCACUAAGAAUGAGAGUGGGCCAACUCCAUUUUUGUCAUUUAGCAAUAAAACUGAUUUCUAUUUUGACAGUUUAUCAAUCGAACUUCACUUUUGUUGCACAAUGAAUCAGAGAAGGCAGUGAAUGAAAUAAUGUAAUACCCUCUACAGAUUAAACAGAAUGAAACUAAACCUUGAUUUAGAUCAGUAUUCAAUCUGAAAGUGAUGCCUUUUCUGUAUUCUGUUCUGUACUUCAAUUAAAAACUGCAAACAUGGACUUAGCCCAGUCGACAACAGUUCGCAGUGGAUCAAUAACAAAUUGUCUUCACUUUCAAUAAUGUUCGGCUAAUGCAAGCAUUUUUGCCAACCGUCGUUUGUUAAACAAACCAUUUGUAUUGAUCUUGAUGGUUGUGCAUUUGUUAUUAUAUGACGAGGCCAUUUUGCAUAUACUGUAUAUUCACAGUCAGAAUGGCUUUCAAAGAAAAAACAAAUACAACGUGAAAAUGAGUUUGGCAUCCCAUAAGUGGUCAAAUUUGGAGUUCAACCGCAACUUUGUGGGGGUCAUUUCUUCAACGUAUGUGACAUUACACAAGAUUUCAACAAAUCUAUUGAGCACAUUCUAACAUAAACCCACUUAUGACUACAAAGCACUUAAUUCCAGCUGUAGCUAUAAAAUGCUACAACGUGACAGCGUCCCUCUGUGUCUGUCAAUCGUGUACAAAGCACAAGUAGUUUUGCUUUUUUUUAGUUUUCUUAAUGAUAGUUAUCAUUAUACGUAUAUGACAUUCAGGAAUGUUAAAAUGUUACUUAAAAUAUUGCCUGUAUAGUGGUGCCUUGAGAUACAAGUAUUUGAAUUCAUUCUGUGACCACCCUUAUACCGGUAAUUCAAAACACUUUCACCAUUGAAAUGAAUGGAAAUUACAUUUUCAUCUUCCCUAAAAGAGCAUGACAAAACAGUUUUUGAUGAUCCGAUAUUAAGAGCUGAUUUGGGCCAGUUGAAGCAGUCAGUCAAUCGGUCAGGCCGUUGUAAUAUUGUUUUUCGCAGAGGAUAAAGAAUACAUGCCUAUGAGCUUUGUAAAAUUGUAUGUCUAAGUGUGUUUGCUGUACAGCUUGUGUUCCAGUACCCGUUGCUUCAAGGGUUCUUAUAACAGCACUACUAUUAAUGCUAUUUGUUAGGAUGUCUGUCACAUUUAGCAUUGCGUGUUAGCAUUAAGCUAAGCUGAUUUUCCUGAGGCAAAGCUAUGUGGUCACUUGUAUCUCAAGACACUACUGCAAUGAAUGAAGGUUUUAUGACAGUGAUAGAUCUAAGCCUUAACAAAUGAUGUUACUUUCCAUUGUUUUUAAUGGUCAAAAUGCUUUGAAAUUAGGACAAUUUAGAAGUCAGUCAGGAAGGGCUUCUUUUAGACUUUGCAGGUUCCAUUGUGGUUUGCAGAGUGCAAUACGUUUUGCAAUCAAUUAGUCAUUUGUGCCAUUUUGGAUUGUGUCUUCGGGGCACUGAAAAUGUUGCACACUGUUUAUUUUUGACUGUCUUUACACGUGUGCCUAUUUGUGGUGUCAACUCCUUGCAGGGAUUUGCUCUGCCACUUCACCUUGAAAUAAAGGUUUGUCAAAUCGA